Dioscorea cayenensis subsp. rotundata (Guinea yam) is the source of this 675-nucleotide messenger RNA. Its product is annotated as leucine-rich repeat receptor-like serine/threonine-protein kinase BAM1. Gene Ontology annotation, biological process: protein phosphorylation. The transcript has 2 exons. The coding region runs from base 1 to 675 and encodes 224 amino acids. The record is from RefSeq and is a predicted model, not a curated record. NCBI's taxonomy places the organism in Eukaryota, Viridiplantae, Streptophyta, Magnoliopsida, Dioscoreales, Dioscoreaceae. Gene Ontology annotation, molecular function: ATP binding; protein kinase activity.
AUGCACAAUAAGAGUCUAGACAGAUGGUUGCACGCUAAGUACAGGUCUGAUCAGUCCAAUAAAAAUGUCAAACUGGAUUGGCCUACUAGAUUAUCAAUAGCAAUCGGAGCAGCCAAAGGACUUUGCUACAUGCAUAAUGAUUGUAAACCUCCAGUUGUGCACAGAGAUGUGAAAUCCAGCAACAUUCUUCUUGAUGAUGAGUUCAAGCCGAAGAUAGCGGAUUUCGGGCUUGCGAGGAUGCUGGUGAAUGCUGGUGAGCCAGAGUCAGUAUCAACUAUGGCUGGUACCUUCGGAUACAUGGCGCCAGAGUGUGGUUAUACUAGGAAGGUGAAUGAGAAGGUUGAUGUGUAUAGUUUUGGAGUGGUGCUACUGGAGCUCACAACCGGAAGGGAGGCUCGUGAUGGUGGUGAUGAGGGUUCGCUGGCAGACUGGGCAUGGCAGCACUUUCAGGACGGCAAGCAAUUGAUCUAUGGCAUAAUAGAUGAUGAGAUUAAAAACCCUGCAUAUAUGCAAGAGAUAGACACAGUCUUCAUACUAGGCAUACUGUGCACGGGAAAAACGCCUUCAAUGAGACCAACCAUGAAGCAGGUGUUGCAAGUUUUGGAACUGGCCCGGUUUAGGCCCAUUUCUAGAGUUGGGCCGGGUCGAGAUUUCGUCUUGUACAACCAAACCUAA